GAAGUUCCUACCCAGUGUCCAUGUGAGUGGAAGGGGUCCAUGUUUCCUCCUGGAACUACAAUCACUCAACACUGCCAGAACUGUUCUUGCGAAGAUGGUGUGUGGCAUUGCGAUGGGGUAGCUUGCCCCCAUCCCGUGCCAACCUGUCAGGAAUCCGAGUUUUCCUGUGCAAGCGGUCUCUGUGUCCCCUCUGAAUGGGUAUGUGACAAUGAAGAUGACUGUGGUGACGGCACUGAUGAGAUUUGUCCAUUCACCUGCUCACCGGAACAUUUCCGCUGCACCAGCACGCCGAGUGGACCGUGUUUGAACCUAGCUUUGCGUUGUGACGGCCACCCAGACUGUGCUGACCAAUCAGACGAGGAGCACUGUGGCCCCGCCACUCCAGUGCCCCUGUGCCCACCGGGGGAGUUUCAGUGCGCCAACGGGAAAUGUCUCUCAGCCAGCCGUGUGUGUGACGGACGGCUGGACUGUGGAUUUGCUGAUGGUUCUGAUGAGCAAGAUUGUGGUGUCAUGUGCGAUGAAGGGGAGUACCUCUGUGCUGGAGGACGAUGUAUUCUUUACCUUCAUCGUUGUGACGGCCAUGAUGACUGCGGAGAUCUCAGUGACGAAAGGGGAUGUGUCUGUGCACAAACGGAAUUUCAGUGCCCAGGGGCCCAGUGUGUCCCUGCAGAGAAAGUAUGUGAUGGACUGAGAGAUUGCCCGUCUGGAACAGAUGAAGCUGUCUGUCCAGUUGGAGUGACAUGCGGACCCGACCAGUUUGCCUGCCGUGACGGCACUUGUGUUGCCAUCACAACGCUGUGCGAUGGAGCACGAGACUGCCCGGCUGGAGAGGACGAAAAACCAGCCAACUGUUAUUCUUUCAUUCCUCCGCUACCUUCACCUUUGACCCCGACCGUGCCAACCUCAGGUUGCUGGUCCUAUGAGUUUGCCUGUGCCACUGGUGGGCAGUGUGUGCCCCAAACUUGGCAUUGUGAUGGCGAGUCCGACUGUUUGGAUGGUAGUGAUGAGCAGCAGUGCCCUUCACUCUGCGGUCCUGGCCAAGUGCUCUGCCUGAGCGGCGACCAAUGCGUGCGUUACCAGCAACUGUGUGACGGCAACGCAGACUGCCGUGACGCAUCAGAUGAGAGCAUAGACAACUGCGGCUCAGUCCGGAUCCCCCCAUGUCCCGGCAGCUUCUCAUGUGACAAUCGCACCUGCGUGAACAUGUCAAGAGUGUGCAACGGUAUCCCUGACUGUCCGCGGGGUGAUGACGAGCUCCUGUGUGGUAAAUACGUCUCACCAGCGCCCCCUGGCGAUAGGAAUACCACCGUCUCCUGUCCCGAAUUCACCUGUCUGGAUGGAUCUUGUAUCAAUUUCAACAUGAUGUGCAAUGGUGUGGCAGACUGCCCAGACUCCUCACUGGCACCGCACGGGGGUCCGACUGAUGAGCAGGGUUGCCGAAGUUGGGGCUCCUGGGGUUCUUGGACCCCCUGCAGCACCACCUGUGGUACAGGCUCCAUGAGCCGGCGCAGAUCUUGUCCCGCGGGAGACAUAUUGCACCACUGUCGGGGUCAGGAGGUCCAGAAGCAGCAGUGCUUCAACACCACUUGCCCUGUGGAUGGUCGCUGGCUUCCAUGGGUGAGCUGGUCAAACUGUUCCAGCGAGUGUGGAGGAGUGCAGAUCCGACACAGAGACUGCAUCCUGCCUCAAAAUGGAGGACGAGAUUGCUUCCAGCUCCCAGGACCAUCCAACCUAAGCUUGGAAAUUAGGCCUUGUUCGGAGGAUGCCUGUUCCAGCAGCAGCUGUCCGACAGGCCUGGUGAGACACAACUGUUCCCCCUGCCCUGUGUCUUGCGCUCACAUCAGCAGUGGGACUACCUGCGAUCCCACAGCACCCUGCUUCUCAGGCUGCUGGUGUCCAGAGGGGCGGGUAAUGAGCCACACACAGCAAUGUGUGUUGCCAGAGGAGUGUGUGUGUGAGCUGGCAGGUGUGCGCUACAGGCCAGGACAGCAGAUGAAGGUGGACUGUGAGAUUUGUGUUUGUGAGAGAGGAAGACCUCGACGAUGCCAACCCAACCCGGACUGCUCUGUACAUUGCGCUUGGUCGUCAUGGUCAGAGUGGGGCCAGUGUUUGGGGCCAUGUGGUGUGCAGAGUGUCCAGUGGUCAUUCCGGAGUCCAAACAACCCACCCAACCACGGAGAUACAAAAACCUGCAGAGGCAUCUAUCGAAAAGCGCGUCGAUGUCAGACUGACCCCUGUGAUGAGUGCGAGUACCAAGGUCAGUCCCACACAGUUGGGGACAGGUGGAGGUCCGACCAUUGCCACUUGUGUCAUUGUUUGCCCAACCUCUCGGUGCAGUGCUCUCCCUACUGCCCGUAUGCUGUUACCGGAUGCCCACAGGUAAUAGACAAAUCUAUUACCUUAAUUCAACAUAUACCAUAA
Molecule: messenger RNA, 2421 nt
Organism: Hippocampus comes (tiger tail seahorse)
Lineage: Eukaryota; Metazoa; Chordata; Actinopteri; Syngnathiformes; Syngnathidae
Product: SCO-spondin-like
Exons: 15
Coding region: 40-2421 (793 amino acids)
Cellular component (GO): plasma membrane
Molecular function (GO): protein binding
Source: RefSeq, a predicted model, not a curated record